This is a messenger RNA of Penicillium cinerascens, 516 nucleotides long. RefSeq lists its product as uncharacterized. Lineage: Eukaryota; Fungi; Ascomycota; Eurotiomycetes; Eurotiales; Aspergillaceae. The record is from RefSeq and is a predicted model, not a curated record. The transcript is spliced from 2 exons. Bases 81 to 488 code for a protein of 135 amino acids.
CAUCCUUUCCAGGGGUGAUGGUCGCUCCCCUCUAAAAGUUCUUGCUGCUUUCAUUUCCUUUGAAUUUCCGUGCAUCGAGGAUGGGUCAAAGGCAUAACCGACGCCGCACUCGCCCUCGUCAUCACUACUCCAGUCAAGAAACGCCGGCCACUCUCACUCAAGCUCCAAACUCUCCGGCAAUUGCAUCGUCUGCCUUGAGCCCUCCGAACAUUUACGCCGAGCUAUCAGCUUUCAAUCAGUCUGCUGCAUGCCUAUCAUCUGGAUCUCCGGCUCCAGUGUCCCUCGCCCCGACUUGGCAAUAUGGGUAUACCGCAUGGCAGAUCCCUGAAUCUGCUCCGCAGCUGGAAUCUGGUGGACUGGACGCCGCACGGUACCGUCUGUUUGGCGGCGAGCCAGGCGACGAUCUCAGUCUCUGCUAUCGAAUGCUAGAGUACUUCGGUGGGCUCGACUUCAUCGACUCAAGACGAGACUGCACCCUCGGAGAUUGAAUGCUCGGAGAUCUUUGGAUUUCUCUGU